ACUAGCUUAAAAUUACUAUUUUUAAAUAAGACUAUAAAGAAACCAUAAAUGUGAAGAAUCAAACCCCUCACAAUACCAAGGGAUCUUGAAUUCAAUUUCUAUUUACACAACAAUUCAAAAAAAUGAAUCCAUCAAAACUUUCAUUGUUCUUCACACUUUCCUUGAUCUUUAUUUCACAAGCAUAUGGAGCUUCUUUGUUUGAAGGUUUAUGCGCAGCCACCGUGGAAGACAGCGCUCGUUGCCUUCAAGUUUUGAAAGCCGAUCCAGAAAUUGCCUCCGCGAAAAACGAUCUUCAGCUAUGCAAACUCAUCCUAAAGUUCGGACUAAAAAAGGCGACUGAAGCUCAGAAUUACCUAAAGGAUUUAGCAAAGACAAACCCUGCACCAGCAAUUCAAGAAUGUGCAACAAUUCAUUAUGAUGGAGUUGUUGGAUCAUUCAAAAGUGCAUUAGGUGAGUUGGUUGAUGAUUCAAUGACAUCAAAUUAUGAUGCCAAAGUUGCUGGUGAUGGUCCUAACACAUGUAACACUGCUUUGGCUAAGGCAAAUAUUAAUGAUCCUACAAUUACUGCUCUAAAUAAAGAGAUAUCAUUGAUUAGUACUAUUGCAUUUUUAGCAACAAAUAAGCUUCCAUAAUCAUAGACUAUUUUGUUAUAUAUUGGUCAAAAGAAGAAAGGAUAUGUGAAGCAGUUGGCUCUCGGUUGUAAACCAAAAAUUAUAGUGUGCAUUUUGUUUGAUUGUUUUUUUUUCAAAAAAAAAAUAUGGGAAGGUAAGUAUUUAUUAAUAGGGGUUUGGGUAGUAUGCAUGAGAUCUUGGAUUCGAUACACAACUCUAUUGUAAACCUAAAAGGUAGAACUAAUAGCCAUUUUAGAACUGUCCUGACGAGAUUCGAGCAUGGCACCUUUAGAUUAUAGGGCUAAGUUCUUACAAACUGAACUAGCACCUCAAGUGUAAUUAGUGUAUAAUAUGUAUGAUUUUUGUAAUUUAAUUCGAUUGCUUAUUUUAUUGUUUAAUAUAUUAUUUAUUUUGUUUUUCUUAA
Messenger RNA from Trifolium pratense (red clover), 1035 nucleotides. RefSeq lists its product as uncharacterized. NCBI's taxonomy places the organism in Eukaryota, Viridiplantae, Streptophyta, Magnoliopsida, Fabales, Fabaceae. Gene Ontology annotation, molecular function: enzyme inhibitor activity. The record is from RefSeq and is a predicted model, not a curated record. The transcript has a single exon. Bases 123 to 632 code for a protein of 169 amino acids.